AUGACAGCCUGUCUGUCCCAGCGGCGUCUGGCUCUGUCCAAACUCCCCUCACAGACCUCCUGCCGGAGGAGCAGGACUCCCCACACCUGCUUGUCCCGGCUGGGGGAGGUUUUGCAGGGUCUUUUCCCCUCGGUGGACCGGUUCCUGCAGGCCCUGUCCCUCUCCUCUCCACGCCGCCUCCAGGAGAACUUGUUCGGAGGAAAGUUUCUGAAGAACGCAGCCGAGCUCAACUUCAGCGGCACACUGGGCGAGCGAGGAGCCUUCGGCCAGCGUGUCCUCCCCCCCGUCACACAGAACUUGCAGCUACUCCGAUCCGUCAGUCGUGUGCUGGAGAACCCGGAGUUUCUGUCUGCCCUGAAACACACACUACUGGAGCUCAGACACACACACGCUGCCUCUCUGCAGCAGGUUUUUACCCCUGUACUGCAGUCCUGUUCCAGUCAGGCGACGGCCAUCUUUAUUCCGAGCUGCACGUCCAGUGGUGACUUCCAGGAAGUUCAGUGUCAGGGAGCAGAGUGCUGGUGUGUGGACCCCCCGGGGCGAGAGGUCACAGGGUCGCGGAGCAAAGGUCAGAGGCCUCGCUGCCCGUCUCAGUGUGAGAGACAGCGUGCCGUGGCUCUGCAGGUUAAAGGCAGCAUGGCGGCAGGUGCUGAACUCCACGUCCCAGCGUGCUCCGAGGAUGGCGGCUUCCUGCCACUGCAGUGUAUGGGACCCCGCUGCUUCUGUGUGGAUGAACAGGGAAACAGAACAACUACUGUGGUCACAGGGGGCGCUGUCCGCUGUCCUGAAGAAACAGCAGAGAACUCUCCCAUCACUGCAGGCUCCUGCGCACUGGCUCUCGCUCAGGUCACGUCAUUCAGACAGGAAGUAGAGAGAAUCGUCUCACUCUCUAACUCCUCCCACUUCCCUCUGGGAUAUGGAUUCUUAUUGGCCGAGGGGCUGCGUCUGACCCCAGCGGAACUUCAGCUCAGCCAAUCGGACGUGGAGAAGCAGAUCUCUGAUAGCCUGCUUAGCCGUUCAAAGGCUGCCCUACGAUUGGCUGCCGUCUCCACUUUGCAGAUGUACAGGCUAACGGGGUCCGGGACAGCUCAGCCGCUCAGCUACCAGCCCUACAUACCACAGUGUGACGCACAUGGAGACUGGCUGUCUACACAAUGCCAUGCCAGCACAGGUAAGUGUUGGUGUGUUGAUGAGAAUGGAGACUACAUCCCUGAUUCUCUCACAAGUCAAUCCCUACACCUGCCAAAAUGUCUGAGUCGCUGUCAGAGGGCUCAUGCUCACUCGCUGCUGUCUGGUUGGAUGAAAGGCUCUGACGCCACACCCGCUUCCCUCUACAGCCCACGGUGUGAGAGGGAUGGUCAGUUCUCUGUGCUGCAGAGAGGGGACGCUGCAGGCUGGUGUGUCAGUCCACUGACCGGAGACCCGAUCCAGGCAGCAACACUCAGCCCUGCUGGAGAACUUACAUGUCCCAGCUGGUGUCAGCUGCAGGCAGCUCAGCAUCUUCAAUGUCAAGAUGACAGAUCCUUUGACCCGCUGCAGUGCGACAUCACUUCCUGUUGGUGUGUGUCAGAGGACGGACAGGAAGUACUGGGGACCAGAACGCUGCGCAGCACAGGAAGAACCCCAUUCUGUGACAGACCACUCUGUCCGGAGCAAAUUACCCAUGGCGCACUGCUCUGCCGCCCGGUAGCAGGUGGCCAGCAAAGUUGUGAGUUGGGCUGUCACCAUGGCUACCAGAAUGCACUUCCUGUUGGCAACUUCCUAUGUGAGGUUGCGAGUCAGAUCUGGAAGGGAGACACGCCCCUGGGUGGAGCCUGUCAGAGAUCUCUGGCCUGGCAGACAGUACAGUCUACAGUAGAGUUGAAGGCGUCGGUCUCCUCCUGUCUGUCUCUCAGCAGCAGCCUCCAGUCUCGGCUCCUCAGUGACAUGGCCACCAGGAGGCACUGCUCCCUGCAGUCACCUGUAUCAGACCAGUCCAUGUCAACGUGUGAUGACUCUGCAGUGCGUCUGGAGUGCGACAGUGAUGACACCAUGAGGUUAAAGUUCAGAUGGACGGCUUUUCUCUCUGACCUGCCUGAACCUGAUGUGUUCCUGAAUGAGUCCCGCCUUCUAGCAGGACUGCAGGGGUUUCUGGGUAAUACCCGCUCUGUCCUGGCAUCUGAGCCCCAGCUCGUUUCCAUGACAGCACCAACAUUCGGCUGUUCCCAAGGUUACCACCAUGACACCGAUGGCACAGGAUGUGUGGCGUGCCCUGCCGGUAGUUUCUCUAGAGAGGGGGCGUGUCUUCGCUGCCCUCAGGGAACCUACCAGGAUGAGGAGGGGUUGGACUUCUGCAACAAGUGUCCCAGGGGCAGCUCAGCUACUGGAUCAUCAUCUGUCAGUCAAUGUGUCACUGAGUGCCAGAUAAGGGGUUUACGAUGUUCUGAUGGAGGCGACUUCCUUCUGGCGCAGCCAGACUUCCUGUCCGGUGUCUGGAGGUGUGUCAGCAGCCAGGGGGAGGAGCUAGAAUGGACCAAUAGCAGGGAGCCUCUGUCUGACCAGGAGUGCACGGUCCUCAACAGGUUUGCAUCUGUUCCUGGAUCAGAGGUUGUCGGUGCUGAAGAUGCUGAAGUUCUCUUAACUCAGACCACCGGCCUCAUAACCUGUAUUAAAGCCUGUAGUGUCCUGUCAUCCUGCCACCAUGUGGCGUUGUUCUCAGAGAAUGGACAGACUCAGUGUCAUCUGUACAGCACACACACACGCAACACACACUGCAGCGCCACACAGCAGGCCAGUGGGUUUCUGGGUAAUCCUGAAGCGGAGCUAUUUGAUAGGCUUAGCUGCUCUCUGAGGGUGAAGGGAGGAGCAUCAGACCUGCUGGUUGUCAGGAAAAAAGGUACUGAGUUUUCCACCAAGAGCUUCGAGAAGACGAGGAUGAGGAAGGCCGUUUCCGGGGUCUUCCGUACGUUGGUCUUCUCUUCCCGGGGAACCUCCCUCACCGACGCCCACCGGUUCUGUCAGGACCAGUGCAGUCAGGAGGCCUGCUGUGAUGGUUUCAUCCUCAACCAGAACGUUCUCAGUGGAGGUUCCCUGCUCUGCGGUUUGAUGAGGGCUCCAUCAGUCCUAUUGUGUGAAGGCCAAGACUGGGAUGUGACUGGCCUGGGCAAAGCCGAUCGUGUGUGUGGGGCGGGGCUUAUGUACAGCAAACAGCAGAGGAGUUUUGUCUUUAACUUCGGAGGCCAGGAGUUCACUAUCAAUGAAUCUGCUCUGCCUGCCGACAGCAAAAAUAAGAGCGACUACCAGGCGUCUAUCGUCAACUUCCAGGCUGUCUAUCUCCGAACUGCGUCAGUACAGCACAGGUUCGAGUCCUUGGAGGAGGACGGAGUUGUUGUCGACCCACAGAGGAGCCUCCCUUCUCUCUCCUACUGGCUCAACAAGCAGAACUACAACUCCCAGCAGGCACUGCUCUCGUGUCUGGCACGUUGCGAGGCAGAGCAGCAGUGUUGGAUAGUGGAUGUGAGCGAUGCAGAAUGGGCAGGUUUCCACAGCUGUGUGCUGUUCCCUGACAGCAGGGUGUGUGGAGCCUAUGACAAACCCCUCCGACAGCCCUGCCGUCCCGUGCUGCCCAGGCCGCCAAACAACACCUUCAUCAAAAAAGGGGACCUGUCUGGUCCGGUUAAAAGUUUCUAUGUGCGGGUGUCUUUUCAAAAGAUGGUUUCCUACUCAGUCCGCAGCCGGGUCAACCUGAGACACACAAACCUGUCUGAGAGCUUCAUGGAGUGUGAGCGCCGUUGUGAUGAGGAUCCUUGUUGCCGUGGCAUUGGGUUUGUACGUGACACCAAGAUACCAGGUUCGGAUGUGGUCUGUCUGUCUCUGAUAAGUCUCGGGGUUCAGACAUGUGGCGAGAAUGAAACGACGUCCUGGAGAAGUCAGGACUGUAAACCCUCUUCGGUUCAGACUGCCCCGUACCCCUUCGGCUGGUACCAGAAACCCGUUAACCAGUGGAGUCGUUUUCCCGCUCUGUGUCCCGCCUUCAGUCUUCCUGCCCUGAAGUCCAAUGUGUCUGUGGACCAGUGGAGCCGCCUCACUGACUCAGCGGUUCUGGUGGACCCAUCGCUCUCGUCCUAUGAUGUCAUCCAUGUGAGCCAGGACAUCGCCACCGACUGGGACAGGACCAGAGACUGGUGUCUGCACGCUUGCCAGGAGGUCGAGUCUUGUGCCGGGCUUUCAAUCAGCCAGACAGAGUCCGCGGUUCGCUGUGUCCUCUACCCAGACACCAGAGCCUGUGGCAUUAGCUCCACCCUCAAGUCAUCUAGCCCCGCCUCUUCCUGCAGAAUGGUUGUGAGAGAGCCUGUGUCAGAGGUGUACCUAAAGAAAGAGCGGUCGCCGUUGAUAACGUCCGUCUCACUCCCUGGCCUUGGAACCCUACAAGGUGUCGCCAAGGAAACAGCCCUGGGAGCAGACAGGAAGUCAGUCAUUCAGUACCUCGGCGUUCCAUACGCCCAUCCGCCAGUGGGAUCGCUCCGUUUCAGACCGCCACAGCCAGCUGAGUGGAGCGGCACCUGGGAUGCCACAAAACCCCGGCCCAGCUGUAUCCAGCCAGGUGAGACUGAAUCUGCAGCCUCCAGUGAAGACUGUCUCUACCUAAACAUCUUCACACCAGCCGGCCUGACGGGGCAUGUUCCUGUGUUGGUUUUCUUCUUCAACCCCAUCGCCGAACAGAGCCCAGGACUUCUGGAUGGCGCCGCCCUUUCAGCCUUGGGCAACAUUGUUGUAGUAACGGCCAACUACAGAACAGCUGCCCUGGGCUUCCUCAGUACGGCUGGGCUCCCUGGUAACUACGGUCUGGCAGACCAGCGAGCAGUGUUGCGUUGGGUAAAUGCCCACAUCUCUCUGAUGGGUGGGGACAACAGGAGAGUAACAGUUGGGGCAGAGCGGGGUGGCGCUGAUAUCACAAGUCUCCUCCUCCUCUCUCCCUCCUCUUCCUCUCCUCCUCUCCUCCAACGCAUGAUCCUGAUGGGGGGGUCGGUGUUCUCUCCCGCCACGGUGCGAUCAGCCUCCAGCGCCACACACCAGGCCAUACAGCUGGCCACAGAGCUAGGCUGCGUGACCUCUGACCUUACCAGUGACCCUGAGCACUCCAAAAUUGCCAGCUGCCUCAGACUGAUCCCCGCUGCCACACUCAACGCUGCUCAGACCAAGCUGUUGGCAGUCAGUGGUCCGUUCCAGGCAUGGUCUCCUGUGCCAGAAGGUGUGUUGGUGUCAACAGCAGUCGGUCAGUCUGCCCUCCACAGAGUUGACCUCCUUGUAGGAGUUUCGUCAUCCGACGGUCUGAUCAGCCGAGCAAAGAAGAUUAAGGACUUUGAGGCGUUGCAGGGCAGGACAGAUGGUAAGACGGUGUUCUACGAGGCACUGAGUAACUCGCUGGGUGGAGAAAGGAGCAUCAGUCUAGUGAAGGAGGUCGCCUCCUGGUUCUACUCCCUGCAGCACUCCCCUUCUCCUGCUGGCUACAACCUGUUCUCCCGAGCCCUCAACAACGCCACCAGGGACUUGUUUAUCGUGUGUCCCAGUCUGCAGAUGGCUAGCCACUGGGCUAGCAACAAGGCUAACGUCUUCCUCUACCACCUGCCUGAGAGCAGUGCCCACAACAGUGCGGACACGUCGGUGCCAUUAGAUGCUCAGUUUGCGUUUGGAAAUCUUCAUCAUCCUCUCAACUCUCAGCGUUUCACCUCCACUGAGCGACAUCUCUCCCUGUCGAUGAUGGCUUACGUUUCCAACUUCAUCAAAACAGGAGACCCCAACCAGGCCCAGUCGUCCUCAAGGGUAGUCCCAGGGGCGGGUCUUCCCACCUGGUCACCAGUCCUGCCCUCACCUGCCCCACUAAACUACUUGGAGGUGGAGCCAAACCUCCAGCAGCGCCAGGGCCUCCGGCAGUCAGAGUGCUCCUUCUGGAACCAGUUGGUGCCGAAACUGAGCGCAGCAAAAGUUGAGUUGAAUGAGGAGCCUGUCCGACCGGCAUUGACCCCUGACCUCCCAGUUGUCCAGCCCUCCAGCCAGUCGCAGACCGAGAAGGAUACCUACAGCUAA
This is a messenger RNA of Lampris incognitus (smalleye Pacific opah), 6066 nucleotides long. It is a transcript of the gene tg, whose product is annotated as thyroglobulin. Gene Ontology annotation, biological process: thyroid hormone generation. NCBI's taxonomy places the organism in Eukaryota, Metazoa, Chordata, Actinopteri, Lampriformes, Lampridae. The record is from RefSeq and is a predicted model, not a curated record.